Messenger RNA from Lagopus muta (rock ptarmigan), 3131 nucleotides. It is a transcript of the gene USP4, whose product is annotated as ubiquitin specific peptidase 4. The coding region runs from base 1 to 2895 and encodes 964 amino acids. Gene Ontology annotation, biological process: protein deubiquitination. The record is from RefSeq and is a predicted model, not a curated record. Gene Ontology annotation, molecular function: cysteine-type deubiquitinase activity. Lineage: Eukaryota; Metazoa; Chordata; Aves; Galliformes; Phasianidae. The transcript has 22 exons.
AUGGCGGCGGCCCAGGGCGGAGGGGGGGCGGCGCGGCCGGAGCUCGGCCCGGAGGCGCCGGGCUCGGCGACCGUGGAGCCGGCGGCGGCGGACUCGGCGGUGCCGAGCCCUGCGGUGCAGCGGGCCGAGCUGAGGCCACUGAUGGCCGCGUCCAUGAGGCUGGGGGAGUCCUGGUACCUGCUGUCCAGCCGCUGGUUCGGUCUCUGGAAGCGCUACGUGGGGUACGACAGGUGGGACGUGUCCGGCGUGGGCGAUCCCAACCUCUUUCCUGGGCCCAUCGACAACGCGUGUCUGCUGAACGAUGGGGAAAGUCAGAGCUUAAAGGAGCACCUCAUCGCUCAGCUGGACUACGUGCUGGUGCCCAGCAGCGCCUGGCAGAAGCUGGUUUCGUGGUAUGGCUGCAUCGAGGGACAGCAGCCCAUCGUGAGGAAAGUGAUGGAAUUUGGUCUGUAUGCAAAGCACUGUGAGGUUGAAGUUUAUCCUCUUGAGCUGAAGCUGUGUGAGAGCAGCAGUGCUUCCAACGUGAUCAGCUGCUGCUUCAGCAGAAGAGAUAGUGUUGCCACUCUUGUGAAAGAAAUUCGGAAACUAUUUCAAAUCCCAGCUGAGAAGGAUGUGAGGUUAUGGAGCAGCCAUUUUGAUGGCUCCUACGAGCAGCUCAGCGAUUUGGGUGUCACCCUAGAAGAUGCAAACAUCUAUCAUGGGGAGCUUGUCCUAAUAGAAGUGAAAAAUGAAGAUGGCACGUGGCCUCAACAUCCUUUCCUUACAAAGUCAAGCACUGCAACUAGCAGAAACUUUUCUACCUCUUCAAAACCCUCAGCAAGUUCUUACUCCUCAGCAUCUGCCACGUCUGUCAUUACUAACGGUGAUAGCAGUAAUUCCUAUGGACUGAGCAGCUCCAGCCUAGGCAGGGGAGGUUCUGGAUUUGCCUGCAACUCUUACAGCAGCAGGGACUCAGCUUCCCUGUCCCAGCCCGGCCUUUGUGGACUCAGUAACCUUGGGAAUACUUGCUUCAUGAAUUCUGCAUUACAGUGUCUGAGCAAUACUCCUCCUCUGACUGAGUAUUUCCUGGAAGAUAAAUACGAAGCUGAAAUAAAUCACAGCAACCCCUUGGGGAUGAGAGGAGAAAUUGCAGAAGCCUAUGCAGAACUCAUUAAGCAGAUUUGGUCUGGGAGACAAUCUCAUGUGGCCCCACGUAUGUUUAAAACACAGGUUGGCCGAUUCGCUCCUCAGUUUUCAGGAUACCAGCAGCAAGAUUCCCAGGAGCUCUUGGCUUUUCUUCUAGAUGGCUUGCAUGAGGAUUUAAAUAGAGUGAAGAAGAAACCUUACUUGGAGCUGAAGGAUGCCAAUGGCAGGCCCGAUUCGGUGGUAGCAAAAGAAGCCUGGGAGAACCACAGACUGCGGAACGAUUCUGUCAUUGUGGAUAUUUUUCAUGGUCUUUUCAAAUCUACCCUUGUUUGUCCCAAAUGCUCCAAGGUUUCUGUGACCUUUGAUCCCUUCUGUUACUUAACCCUUCCACUGCCUUUGAAGAGAGAUCGUCUCCUGGAAGUUACCCUGGUGUUUGCAGACCCGCAGCGCAGACCUGUCCAGUACCGGGUUGUGGUGCCAAUGAUGGGGGCCAUCUCAGAUCUCUGCGAAUCACUCUCCAAACUUUCUGGGGUUCCUGCAGAAAACAUGGUGGUGACAGAUGUGUAUAACCAUCGGUUCCACAAAAUCUUCCAGGCGGAUGAAGGUUUAAAUCACAUCAUGCCGAAAGACGACAUCUUUGUAUACGAAGUCUGCAAGCCAAGUGAAGAUGGCUCAGAGUACAUUACUUUCUCUCUUUACUUUCGGGAGAAGGCAGUGAGGCAAUCCAGCAGCACUUCAGGGACCAUACUCUUUGGUCAGCCACUGCUGAUAUCUGUGCCAAAGCACAAGCUCACUGUGGAUCACUUGUAUGGUGUUGUUUUGGAGCGGAUCAGUCGCUACGUGAAACUCCCCGUGGCAGAAGAAUACUCCACACCUUGCCCAGGCAGAGGAGCGUGCAAUGGCUCCAGCAGUGUGGCUGAAGGUGACAUUGAAGAGAUGGAGCAUCAGGAUGAUGGACCGGAAUGCAGGGAGAAGCUGGCAGAAGUUGAUCCCUGCCACACUGAGGGUUGCAUGCAGGUUGAACCAACGAGAGACGUGCAGCCUUGUAAGAAGCAGCAUUUCACUUUUAGCCUUGUGAAUUUAUAUGGGACCUCUGAGAUAAACUCCAUUGUAGAAGGAAAACUCUUGAAAUUGAAUGCUUUUUCUACACUUGCUAUUGACUGGGAUUCUGAUACACGGAGGCUGCUCUUUGAUGAACAGGAGGCACAGGCGUGUGAAAAGCAUGCAAGUGUGUUACAACCACAGAAGAUGAAGGCAGUGGUAGCCCUUAAAGACUGCAUAGAGCUCUUUACUACAAUGGAAACUCUCGGUGAACACGACCCUUGGUAUUGCCCUAACUGCAAGAAGCAUCAGCAGGCCACAAAGAAGUUUGACUUGUGGUCUUUGCCCAAGAUUUUGGUAGUGCAUCUGAAACGCUUCUCAUACAGCAGAUACUGGAGGGAUAAACUCGACACUGUUGUGGAAUUCCCGAUCAGGGGUUUAAACAUGUCUGAGUUUGUCUGUGACCCAAGAGGAAGCUCCUAUGUCUACGACCUCAUUGCAGUUUCCAAUCACUAUGGAGCCAUGGGAGUAGGCCACUACACUGCCUAUGCAAAGAACAAGGUGAAUGGCAAGUGGUACUACUUUGAUGACAGCAGUGUAUCGUUGGCUUCAGAAGACCAAAUAGUGACAAAAGCUGCAUAUGUGCUGUUUUAUCAGCGCCGAAACGAUGAGGAACAUGUUGCCCCAUCUCCUCCCCAAGAAGAGUGUGAUGGCAUGGAUACCAACUAAGCACCGCCUCCAGCACUCGACCACCAUGUUAGAGGUCCCUCCUGAAGCCACCUCUGAGGCAUCUGAAGUUUUUUCUCUCUUCUGUAGGAGUCGAGCAGAAAAUCUAGCACUGAAAGACUUGGUGCUUGGGGUUACAAAACAGCACUGGAAAGCCAGGAAUAGGUGCUGAAUCUCAGAUAUUUAGAGGCCAAAAAUAAUAUAUAUUGGAGCUUUGAUAAAGUUCUUUUUAAACUCUG